Brugia malayi is the source of this 516-nucleotide messenger RNA. The record is from the annotation of a RefSeq genome assembly. NCBI's taxonomy places the organism in Eukaryota, Metazoa, Nematoda, Chromadorea, Rhabditida, Onchocercidae.
GUGGUAGAAGUUUUUUUAAAUAAUGCAACAAAAAAAAAAAAAAAAAUAGAAGGUGAGUACCACCAGAGCAAAGAGACCAACGCACUAGUUGUGUUAAUUUUACAUCAUCACCCUCAAUAUGGUGACAGUAUGGAUAGUAAAAUGAUACAUAGUAUAUACACAUCUUUUGUAGAUAACAAUUUUUCUGCAUUGAAAAUUAACUUCCGUGGUGUUGGAAAUCCACUGGAACUUUCGAUAAGGGUAUAGGGGAGUUAACUGACGCCGCAAUAGCCAUUGAUUGGCUUCAAGAACACAACCCUAGUAAUGUUCCAAUUUGGAUCGUUGGUUUUUCCUUUGGAGCAUGGGUAGCUAUGCAACUGAUAAUGCGCAGACCUGAGAUAGUAGGCUUUAUUGCUUUUUCCUUCCAGCAACAAAGUAUGAUUUCUCUUUUCUCUCCCCUAUCCGGUUCCUGGGCUUAUCAUACAAAGCAGUAAUGACACAAUUUCAGAAGAAAGUGAUGUAACAGAAUUAGCAAAC